AUGGACAAGAUCAAGGAGAAGCUUCACAUCGGCAGCAAGAACAAGGCCGAGAACGAUGUCACCACCAGCACUGGUAAUGUCGGUACCAUCGAGGAGAACCGUGACUCGAUCGACUCUGAACUCGCCGCGAUGCCCCCUCAAGAGCGCGUCGCCUACCUGAAAGAAUUCGAAGACUCAGACAAGCACGACACGCCAAAGAAGGGCGGUCUCCUCGAGAAGCUCAUCGCCCGAGGAAACAAGAAGACCGAAGACCAGAUUGCCCAAGAGACCAAGGAACGCGAGGCGCGUGAAGCUGCUCACCGCGAUGCAACACACGCGACUAUGGGCCCCGGCGCCGGUGCCAGCGCACAUUCAGCCGCAGGACCCGGUGGAUUGUAA
Molecule: messenger RNA, 378 nt
Organism: Alternaria alternata
Lineage: Eukaryota; Fungi; Ascomycota; Dothideomycetes; Pleosporales; Pleosporaceae
Exons: 2
Coding region: 1-378 (125 amino acids)
Source: RefSeq, a predicted model, not a curated record